AUGACCGAAACACGGUAUAAUUACAGUGAGCGUUGGGACAGACUGUUUACUCAAUACGUCUACAGCUUCUAUUGGUCCACCCUGAUAUUGACUACCAUUGGGGAGACUCCCAAGCCGGUGCAGAAUGCGGAGUACAUCUUUAUUACACUGGAUUUCUUGGCUGGAGUGCUCAUAUUCGCCACUGUAGUUGGUAACGUCGGUGCCAUGAUUACGAAUAUGAACGCCGCGAAGACAGAAUUUCAGAGCCGAAUGGACAGAGUUAAACGGUACAUGGAGUUUCGCAAAGUGAACAAGGAACUUGAGAUGAAAGUGAUCCGGUGGUUUGAUUACCUCUGGACCAAUAAACAAUCGCUUGAAGAGGAUUCGUUGAACGCACUGCCAGACAAAUUGAAGGCCGAAAUUGCAAUUAACGUUCAUUUCGACACGUUGCGGCGAGUGAGCAUAUUCAAGGACUGCGACCCUGGUCUCCUAGUGGAGUUGGUUCUCAAACUGCAGUUGCAAGUGUUUUCGCCUGGAGACUACAUCUGUCGAAAGGGAGACAUUGGGAAGGAGAUGUACAUUGUCAAACGCGGAAAACUGAGCGUGGUGUCAGAAGAUGGAAAAACCGUUUUUGUCACCUUGGGGGAGGGAUCUGUAUUUGGAGAAAUUUCCAUUUUAGAUAUUCCCGGUUAG
Molecule: messenger RNA, 672 nt
Organism: Dicrocoelium dendriticum
Lineage: Eukaryota; Metazoa; Platyhelminthes; Trematoda; Plagiorchiida; Dicrocoeliidae
Source: the annotation of a GenBank genome assembly